Peronospora matthiolae is the source of this 1314-nucleotide messenger RNA. NCBI's taxonomy places the organism in Eukaryota, Oomycota, Peronosporomycetes, Peronosporales, Peronosporaceae. The record is from the annotation of a GenBank genome assembly.
AUGCAUAUGGUCCUGGAAGAGCGCGACCUGUGGGAGGUCACAUGUGGAGAAGUCAAGCUGGAGCACUGCACCAACGUGAUGGAUCAAUCGACGUUCAAGAGGAAGUCGCGCAAAGCGCUCGCAAUCAUCUGUCUCGCAAUAGAAGACUCGCAGCUACCAUUGGUCCGGUCAGCUAGUGGCGCGCAUGAUGCAUGGUCAAGACUGGAAGGACACUUCGAGAAGAAGAGCCUGGCAAACAAGCUCUUUCUUCGUCGACGCUUCUUCACAACGAUGAUGGACGAAGGUGAUGAUGUGCUGGAGCACAUCAACAAUCUCAAGACUCUGGCGGAGCAGCUCGACGCUGUGGGUGCUCCGAUUAGCGAGGACGACUUCGUGAUCACGCUUCUUGGUAAUCUAAGCGAUUCGUACCAGUUUUUGAUCACGGCGUUAGAGUCACGUGCGGACACGCUAACGUGGGAGCUGGUGACGUCUCGACUACUGCACGAAGACAUGAAGCGCAAGGAACAAGGUGGCGGCGUCGACGGAUCCGCGCACGGUCAAGGUCAAGCGUUCAUGACAAGCAAUCACAGCAAGCGAAAAAGAGGACGGCCUGUGCAGAAGGCCAGUGCAUGUCACUACUGUGGCGAGCAAGGACAUUGGAUUGCCAAGUGUCCAGUGAGGAUCCGCGAGAAUGCGGAGCGGCAGAGGUCGCAAAAAAGAGCAAGCGUCGCGCAGGUCGAAGAUGACACUGGCGAGUUUCUGUUUUCAGUUGAUGGAGAUAACAUCAAGCUGAGUGAAGAGUGGCUGGUCGACUCAGGUGCAACUCAGCACAUGACAUACUCAAAAGAGUACAUGAAGAACUACCAGAAGAUCUCGCCAGUGGAUGUGCAUUUGGCGGAUGAUGGCGUGGACAUUGGCCACGUCACAUUUGAAAGUGACGGGUGCUUUGCUCAGUCGAAGAGUGUGAAGUGGCAGCUGGAUGAAGCAAAUGUGUCAAGUUCAACCGGUUUCAAUGGGACCAACCGGUCGUACCUCUGGCAUCUUCGACUUGGCCAUAUUGGCCAUAACGGUCUAGACUCCAUUGUCAAGAAGGGCUACGGCAACGGCAUCAACAUCACGUCUGUUCAACAGUGGGAGAUGUGUCAAGGGUGUGCUCUUGGCAAACAAACUCGAGUGAACUUUAUGCCAAAGUCCCCAGAGAGUGCAAAGAAGAUGCUAGAAGUCAUCCACAGCGAUGUCUGUGGUCCUAUGCAAACAGCUUCGCUCGGUGGAAGCAGAUACUUUGUCACGUUCAAUGACGAGUAUUCACACUUUAGUGUGGUGUUCUUUGCUUAA